Scomber scombrus (Atlantic mackerel) is the source of this 2318-nucleotide messenger RNA. RefSeq names its product endonuclease/exonuclease/phosphatase family domain containing 1 (gene eepd1). Bases 341 to 2011 code for a protein of 556 amino acids. The record is from RefSeq and is a predicted model, not a curated record. Gene Ontology annotation, biological process: DNA repair. Gene Ontology annotation, cellular component: plasma membrane. Gene Ontology annotation, molecular function: DNA binding. NCBI's taxonomy places the organism in Eukaryota, Metazoa, Chordata, Actinopteri, Scombriformes, Scombridae. The transcript has 8 exons.
GGCGUCUCUGUCAGAUCAGUGUGUGUGUGGAGGCCGACCUGUGGCCAGUCAGACAGCAGACAGUGUGAGGGCAAAGUUUCCUGUGGAUGGUGUUUAUAUCAGCUGUUCUCUCUCACACUGACACGCACAGUCAGCUGGAAUCGCCCGGAGCGCACAGACCCGCUGAGCCGGUGUGAGGAGUCCGUGCAGCAUGUAGCCGCUGCUGUGGACAGCUGCUGUGUUGGUGCCCUCUUCUCUCUCUCUCUCUCUUUCUCUGUCUCUCUCUCUGUCUCUCUGCCGUGGCCCUCUGACUGCCCGCCGUCCCCUGCACUGAUCCGAGCCCCGGUGACCCUCCGGAGCCAUGGGUGGGAGUCUGGGCUGCCACCGCUCCAUCCCCAAAGACCCUACUGACUUCAGCUGCAGCAAGCGUAAAUACAGCGCAGCUUGUAACUUCGGCCACAUCUUGGUGAACCAGGAGCGGCUCAACAUCAACACUGCCACCGAGGAGGAACUCAUGACUCUACCGGGAGUCAACCGCACCGUUGCGCAGAAUAUCGUGGAGUACCGGGACUGUAUCGGAGGGUUUAAAAAGGUGGAGGAUCUGGCUCUGGUGAGCGGGAUCGGUGCCACCAAACUUGAGGUGAUCAAACUGGAAAUCUGUGUCUCCAGCAGGACCAGUUCGUCCCAGCACUCGCCGUCCUCGCUGCGCAAAGAUCUGGAUCACCAGUCCUGCACCGGGAUGAACAUUAACACCGCGACCCCGGCCCAGCUCAUGAGCAUCAGAUGCAUCACGGAGAAAAUAGCCAAGAACAUCGUGUCCUAUCGGGGGGAACACGGUCCGUUCAAGAACAUUGAGGACCUGGUGAGGGUCAACCACAUCAACAGCUCCCUGCUGGAUAAAAUCCGCUUCCAGGUGUUCGUGGAGCGCUCCAGAGCGCCGUCCACCAACACUAACGGAGGACUCACCUGCACCACCAAGUCUCACCCAAGCCCGACUUCAUUCAGUCUCAGGAGCGACGACCUGGACCUCCCGCCUGGAGGACCUACCCAGAUCAUCUCAGUGCGACCCAACGUGGAACCCCCACCCGGGCUGCGGGACGGGAAGCCCGUAGUGCGCGUGGCCACAUGGAGCCUGCAGGGCUGCUCCUGCGAUAAGGCCAACAACCCGGGGGUCAAGGAGGUGGUGUGCAUGACCCUGCUGGAGAACGACAUCAAGUUACUGGCAGUGCAGGACCUGCUGGAGCGGGAGGCUCUCGACAAGUUCUGUGUGGAGUUAAAUCAGGGAACACUGGCCAGCGUACGUAAGUGGAAGUGGCCGCGAGGGCUGUGGAAAAGUGUCGUGUCUGAAAAACCCACAGGACACUCCUGCAAGGGAGCGAGCUACUCUGGCUUUCUGUGGGACAGCUCGUCCGGUGUUGACCUGAAGGACGCUUUAGUCCUGGAGUCGCCGGUUGUCAACGGCAACGGGAAUCAUUCCUACCCUAAACCUUACCUGGCUCACUUUUCUGUUGGUUCAUAUGAGCUGAGUGUAGUGAACGUCCACAUCCAAGCCACGGCUGCACCAGGAGAGUCCAACGGCAAGAACCACAACACGGAAGAAGCCAAGUGUCAGCGGCUCUCACCCGGCAUCCAGGAAACACUCAAAGGUGAGAAGGAGCUGGUGGUGCUGGGAGACUUUGGUUCUCCUCCUCAGAGCUCAGAGCUGGACAUUCUGAGAAAGGAGAAGCUCUGUGCGCUGGUGCCAUCCAACCAGUUCACCAACAUCAGCACACGCUCACCGCAGGGCAGCCGCUGCCUGGACAACAUCUGGGUGAGCCGCUCCCUCAAGAAGAUCUACUCAGGCCACUGCAUGGUCGUGCGGGAGGGCUUGACCAACCCCUGGAUCCCAGAUAACUGGUCGUGGGGCGGCGUGGCAUCAGAUCACUGCCCAGUGGUCGCUGAGUUUUAUGCAGAUGUGGCCCCUAAGGAGCUGAGCAGGCCCGGUAUGGCAGUAGUGGACAGAGGAGACAUUAUGCCCAAACAUGAGCGGUGACAGCAUCUAAAGUCACAGUACAGAUGGGGGGGGGGGCGGAGGGCGGAUGACAUCACAAUGACUUUAUCCUGCCUCAGUCCUGCUUAGGUUUUUGCCGUGGAGCAAAGAGUUUCCUGAUGAAUGUGAAGAAGUGCCAAGAUUGCCUUUUUGGGUUUCAAUUUAUCACUGUAUAAUAGCAACUGAUGAGUUAUAGAGCCAUAAAAUGUUUUAACAAUAUAUAUAUAUAUAUAUAUAUGAUGUACUUUAAAAAGAAAUGUGCCAAACAUUUUCUAUAUGUAUAUAAAAUAAAGAUAAAUUGAUAGAUGUU